This is a messenger RNA of Pyrus x bretschneideri (Chinese white pear), 2955 nucleotides long. RefSeq lists its product as uncharacterized. The coding region runs from base 1002 to 2447 and encodes 481 amino acids. Lineage: Eukaryota; Viridiplantae; Streptophyta; Magnoliopsida; Rosales; Rosaceae. The transcript is spliced from 4 exons. The record is from RefSeq and is a predicted model, not a curated record.
UGUGAAACAAAGCAAUCACUUUACUUCCUCUCACUUUACUUUUUAUCACUAUAUUGUCUCUCCAAAUCGAUGAUCUUCCUUGUGUGCUUUCGUAUAUUUCAUCCAUUACUUCAGCCCAAUUCAACCCAGAAAGAAUUUGCAUUUUGGAGGUUGAAGGAGUUUUUGAACUAAGGUAAUUAAUAACCUCUUAUUUGUUGUCUUAUUUACUUUUUAACAUGUUGGAUCCUAUAUUACUAGUACUUAUACCGUUUCUUGUGAUCAAUCCAAGCUUUUCUACUCAAAAUUGUUCCCUUUAUCAGGAAGGUUGAUACUUCAAAUUUCAUAUUACAUAAAAUGAAAAAGAAAAUAACAACGUCAUAUUGCGGGCCCUUUGGUUUGGUUUUUAGGUCUUGAUUUCCAUUUUUGUGCUUGAGACACGAGGAAAAUAUAUAGGGAAAGUGACGCGAGAGGGGAAGAAAUAAGAAAGAAUAGAUGAAAACAAAAUCUUCAAAAUGAAAAUGAAAUGAUUUUUGUUUCAACUCUCCCGAAAUAUAUCCUCUCUAUCACUAACUGAAACCAAAAACCAAAAAUAACAUGGUUAUCAAACGGUCACAAUUCUAAAAAAGAUUAUUGGAAAUCUUCUGAGAAGGAUUUAUGAUUUUUUUUUUUAAAUUUUUUUUUUUCCAGAGAAUUCAAUAAGAUGGUUAUUUUUUUUCAAUCUUUUAGUAUCAUAUUUGUUAUCUGCUAGAAGAUUUUCAGAUAAAAAUACGGUCUGCCGGUUUUCGAUAAUCUGUUUCCUAUAGCUUAAGCUAUUUUUUCCGCAAGAUUUUAUCUCUUUCCCAGUAGUUGAUUUGUAUUUUGAAGCUUCUUUCGUGUUUGAGGAGGGAAAUAAAUUAACAUCGGCACGGACUACACAGGCUUUAUUUCGGUUGUCAUUAUCCUACAACAAAUAUUUGUGACAAUUGCUUACCGAAUUUGUUCAACAACAGGAUAGCAAGCCGACUUUAUGCUUUCUUUCAAUCAUGGCUGAAAAAAAGGCUGCGUUGAAUGAGGAUCUCGAAAAUGUUAUUACCUUGAAGGCCUUGGUGGACAUGGGAAAUAACAAAGUUAUCUUCGUAGAGUCCGACGGUGAUUUUAUUGAUGUUAUCUUCAGUUUCUUGACAAUGCCCAUGGGAAGAAUUGUCAGGCUUGCCUGUAAAUCUUCAGUACCGGUGGAAAUAGGUUGUAUGAGAAAUUUGUAUCAGAGUACUGUGAAAUUUAAUAAGAAUAAGUUCCGGUCAAUGGAAUGUAUACUUAUGUUGUUACUUCCCUGCAAUGCUGCUGAUUGUCAGUGCAAGAACCUCAAGUUGAAAAUUGACAAUGAUCCGACACAGUACCUUUUGUGCGCUAAUGAUUGCUUCUUAAGUUAUUAUACACGUAUCCGUUGUCCUUCCUGUGGAUGUCUUUUUAGUCGGGGCACAGAUCUUCCAGUGGAUGAUACUCAAGUUGGAGGCGUCUUUGUGAAAGGGCAACCCCGGCUGAUAAUUACCGAUGAUUUACAGGUCAUAUCCCCAGUAAGUGCAUUAAGCAUUUGUUUGUUUUCGAAGCUAGGGGUCACAGAUUCUAAAUUUACGGAGGAGUUGACGUUCAAUAUGGGAGUUCAGGAGGCUUUGAAUUUGCUUAUGCAUUCGUUUGCAUCAAAGACACCGUUGACUGAAAUUCUUCUGAAAAACGAACAAAUACCAAGUUUGGGAGAUGUACAUUCCAGUCAAGGAAUAUCGAUUCAUUCUCAAAUGCAUGGCGACACAAUCGAUGAGGAAGAGAAAAACAUUUCUCUUAAGCUUGUAGUUAGCAAGUCUAAAAAGAUUGUUUGUUAUGCAGAAGCACAAGAGGAUUUUGUUAAUCUACUCUUCAGUUUCUUGACUCUCCCACUUGGGUUCAUAUUAGAAAAGAUGCAGAAUGUUUCAUGGAAGGGCUGUCUCGGUCAGUUGUACAAGAGUGUCGAAGAUUUUGAUGAGCAAUACUUGAAGUCAAAUUUCCACAAGGAAUUGUUGGUUAAUCCAAUGCUUGCACCUGGUUUUCGAUACGAGAAAACUCUGUUAGGAAUCGAGGAGACGUCCUUUUAUUAUGUCGGCAGGAAGUUAACUACUGAUAAGUCCUGUAUUCCUGACAAUACUCCAGCGGAGUCAGUUAAACUUAAUGUUGUGGAUCCCAAAUCUCAUGAAGAUAGAGAUGAAAGUGCUCAGGGAUUUCUGAAAGGACCUGCUACCUUCACAGUGACUGACAAUCUAGUUGUAAGACCGUUAUCUCUAAUCCUUGAAAUGUCUGUUCUUCAAGAAUUGAAGGUACCUUUCACCGACAUCGAGGACCAUAUCGUGCAUGUGGGCAAGAGGGAGGCGUUGCUUCUUUUGGUGGCCUCGUUUGUAGGUGAUUCUGCUCUUACCAAUACCUUCAUUAGAGGGCUUAGGGAGCCAAAGCAAGAACAAUAAGGAAGGAUUGGUCACACAAAGAAGAGCUUGCUUUUGUUGUUACUGCAUAAGAACUCCACAGUAUUCCUAUUUGUGAGAUUAAUUUUUAUUUACAUGGUAACAUUUGGGUUUGAGAUUUUGAGAUCUGGUUGCGAAGGGUGUUUGGACCUGGUUGGCUUUAGUCGGUUUGUUUCUGUCGAAUUUGUAUGGUUUUGUUUGGUAAAAGGCUGCCGAACUAUUAUGAUAAAGAUCAGUUGUAUCUAGGCGAACCUUGUGAUAAUGUUCAGCUCUGUACUAAUAUUGUAUGUAUUGUAGAUCCUACUUUUAUUAGAGAGAUAGUUAGUGUAUCGGGACGUUGACGCUUGUGUACCAAGACUUGUUCUCAGUGUGCUGAAGAAUUUCUCCUAUUGGAGAUGCUGUCAGAGCUUUGAAAAGUCUUCAAGUCAUCGUUGGGGUUUGCAAUUUCUACCCAAACGACUUCCUUUUCAAAAUUCCACAUUUACGAUGGUAAAUGUAUUUAUUUGGUUCA